Xiphophorus couchianus (Monterrey platyfish) is the source of this 2167-nucleotide messenger RNA. It is a transcript of the gene dcst1, whose product is annotated as DC-STAMP domain containing 1. The record is from RefSeq and is a predicted model, not a curated record. Gene Ontology annotation, cellular component: membrane. The transcript is spliced from 15 exons. NCBI's taxonomy places the organism in Eukaryota, Metazoa, Chordata, Actinopteri, Cyprinodontiformes, Poeciliidae. The coding region runs from base 33 to 1850 and encodes 605 amino acids.
UUCGCAGAAGACCUGCCCGCUGCCUGCUCCAGAUGUGUGGGGCCCCUCCGGUGGGGUGGAGGGCCGCCCGGCUUCCACAGGGCAGCCGGGCGGCCCUGGUCGGCAGAGGCCUGUUCGGCGCGGCGGGCGGCUCAGUUUUGUACCUGGGAUUUGCCCACAACUUACCGCUGACCUUUGACCUGAAGCUGGCAGUAGGGUUUGCAUUUGUCGGUGUGUGUAUCGUAGGUGGAUUCCUGUCCUCGUCCUUCAGAUGUACCAUCCUCCUCACGUUACCCAGCAUCCUCGGCUCUCGUGGUCGUUCCUACCUGAUGGUUAUGAUUGUGAUGAUUCUGUACAGAGGUCCGAUCUCCAACACGGAGCGGAACGCCGAGGUGGCGGCGAUGUCGCUCAGCUGCAACCUGGACCUGCAGGUGCAGCACAGCAAGGUGCUGUGGCGGCUGGCCGCCAGGCCCUUCCUGCUGGUUGCCAAGCAACUGAUGAAAGAUAAAGUGGAGUUUGAGUCGGAGUCUCUGGACAUCAACAAGAAGUUCCAGAACGUCCGAGACGAAGUUCUGCUGCAGUACGGAUAUGAUCCGAUCCAACCCGGCGGCGCUGCCCGGGGAAACAGCACUCAGGAGCACUUUGCCUCCAACACUAGGAGGCGCUGUGACGGUGUGGUGGACGAGGGCAUCCGGCGCUGCGCUGGUUGGUUCAGGCAGAAGUGGAGUGAGUGCAUGAAAGCCAUUCCUGUUCCCAUCAUCAACCACAUCCUCUGUAUUUCAAUGAAAUUCGACUUCCUGUGCGACGUCAUGAGAACCAUGACUCCGUGGUGCAGAGAGCAGAUUCCUGUGGAGAGGAACUUCGGUCAGCUGUACGAUCGGCUCAACGUUUCCAUGGACCGUCUCUCCAGAGAGUUCCGCGCCCGGGUCGUCGUCCAGCAGGAGGAGCAGCAGCAGUCGGUUCUGGACGGAGUCCAGUUGGACCGGGUCUUCACUGAGUCCGUUAAGGAAUCCUUCCAGCGCCUGACGAAGAGGAUGGAACAGGGAAUGAAGGUCCUGGAGAUGGUGCUGUCCUUCACCUUCAUCACCGUCUUCAUCCAGGCGGUGCAGUACCUCCGCUCCUACAGGACAAACAUCUCUUUUGACAACGUCUACAUCACCUCCUACUUCAGACGGAUCGACGAGCGCAGAAGACGAGCGGGGAAACAUUUCCUGCUUCCUCUCAGAAAGUCGGAGAGAAAACGGUUCAUCGCCCCGAUGAGUCCGAAGAUCAACUCUGAGGAGCUGAUACAAGUGGCCUCAGGAGGCUUUCAGGUUCUGGCCAUCUCACUGCUGGCCGUGGUCCUGCUGGUCAUCGACUUCUCCCUGUUCCACGUCCUGGACAUCAUCAGCAGACACACCUUCACACAGUUCAACAUCACAAGCAGCCAUCACAUCGACAUCAGCGUGGGCGGAGACACCAUGAUGGCCCGCCUCCUGCGCACCACCAUCUCUGGCUUCAACAGCUCCUCCGAGACGAACGUCCAGAGCGACAACCGCGCAUGCAUGUCCGCCCCCUCCCGCCUCCCUUUUGAAGUGUAUGCGAGGUGUGUGGGCGGAGUCCUGGUGGUGGCGCUGUUCAGCUGCGUCCAGGUUUACACCAACCGCCUGCGCCACGUCAUCGCAGCUUUCUACAACCCAAAGAGGGAGAAGAAGCGUGUCUUGUUCCUCUACAACCUGCAGCUCCAUAGACGGCUGUCGUCCCCCAAUUGGAAGAUGAACAUGAGCCAAAGACAGAGGAUGAGGACGGGGACGAGGACGGUGAGCAUGUUGUCGUCCUUCAGUCUGUCAGACGGAGCCGUUUGUCAAGUUGCACUAUGUUUCAGCGCCUGACCAGGUGGGGGCGCCGUCUCCUUCGUCACCCCCGACAGGAUGCCUCAGACCAAGAGGAGACUCACUACGCUAGCAGCUAGCAGCUAGUCGGGGAUCCGCCUGGAGACGCUCUCACUAACGCUCAUCACCCCACAGAUAAAACGCGUCCUCCUCCUUCAUGACUGGAGACCGAAACCGGAGAUAAAUGUGAUGCAAAGAAAAUCAUCUGGAAGAACGACAACUUUCCCUGGAAUGUCAGCCAUAUUUAUGAGGCUCUUCAGAACAAACAGGCCUCACCAAAUGACUCAAUAAUAAAUAAAACAACAGAUCUGAUCUGA